AUGUUCUGCCGCGGAAUCCGUUACAUAUCGGAGGAGGAUUUGGCGUUGAAGCAGGCGUUGGACCUCAUGGUGGAGCGACUCAGUGACUCCGAGGCCGGAGUGCAGAAGCUAGCGCUCGAAAGCAUGCGCAAGGAGAUCCGCACGGCCACCAGCUCCAUGACGUCCGUGCCCAAGCCGCUCAAGUUCCUGCGCCAGCACUACGCGCUGCUCAAGAGCUCCUACAACACUGUUCACCCUGACAACCAGAGCCUCAUCGCAGACGUCAUCUCAGUGCUGGCUAUGACUAUGUCCGAGGAUGGAGCCAGGGAGAGUCUCAAGUACCGGCUGUUGGGAUCCACAGAGGACCUGGGCUCAUGGGGCCAUGAAUACGUCAGGAACCUGGCGGGGGAGAUAGGAGUGGAGUACCAGCUACGGCAGGCGGACGACAAGCCAGUGGACGACCUCAUGGGCCUCGUGCAGCAGAUCGUGCCCUUCCAUGUCGAGCACAACGCGGAGCCUGAGGCUGUUGACCUAUUGAUGGAGGUGGAGCAUCUGGACAUGCUGGUAGACCACAUUGGUCCACAGAACUACUCCCGCACCUGUCUCUACCUCACCGCCUGCGCUAGCUAUGUGCCAGAGCCAGAGGACAUGGUGGUGUUGGAGGUGGCAUACCGGAUCUACCGCAAGGUCAACAAGUACCUGGACGCGCUCAGGGUCGCCCUGCGCAUGAACCGCCCGCAGUUUGUGCGGGAGACGUUCACAGCAGCUGAGGGCCUGGAGAAGAAGCAGCUUGCAUACCUCCUCUCUCGCCAGGGCUUUGUGCUGAACCUGGAGGAGGAGCCGGAGCUGGCGAGUGACGAGGAGCGCGAGGCGCUGCAGGAGAUCAUGUGCAACACACGCCUGUGCGAGGGGUAUCUCACCCUCGCCAGGGACCUGGACGUCAUGGAACCCAAGCUGCCUGAAGACAUCUACAAGGCGCAUCUCAUUGACGGGCGGGCAUCCCAGGCAUCAACUCUUGACUCCGCCAGGCAGAACCUGGCAGCCACGUUCGUGAACGCGUUUGUGAAUGCUGGGUUCGGACAGGACAAGCUGCUCACGGCAGCAGGAGGCGAGGGCAGCAGUGCAGCGGCGGGCAGCUGGUUGUUCAAGAACAAGGAGCAUGGGAAAGUCAGCGCUACCGCUAGCCUGGGCAUGAUAGUGCAGUGGGACGUGGACGGGGGUCUGCCACAGAUCGACAAGUAUCUCUACACCAACGACAACAACAUCAUUGCGGGGGCACUGCUGGCCGUGGGCAUUGUCAACUGUGGCGUGCGCAAUGAGUGCGACCCGGCAUACGCACUGCUUUGUGACAGUGUGGAGAAGGACGACCCCACCAUCCGCAUUGGAGCCAUUAUGGGCCUUGGCCUUGCAUAUGCCGGCACAUGCAAGGAGGAGGUCCUCGCCCUCCUCGCCCCAGUGGUCACAGACACCAAGACCCCCAUCGACGUUGCCGGAAACGCGGCCCUAGCGCUCGGCCUCGUGUUCGUCUCCUCCUGCAACGAGGACGCAGCACAGGCCAUCAUUCUCGCGCUCAUGGAGCGGGACACAGAGCUCUCAGAGCCCCUCGCGCGCUACCUGUGCCUCGGGCUGGGGCUGCUGUUCCUGGGGCAGCAAGAGGCGGUGGAUGCCACUGUGGAGGUGGCGAAAACGUUGAAUGAGGCUGUGUCGGGGUAUUGCCAGGUCACGCUGGACGCGUGUGCGUAUGCCGGUACAGGGAACGUGCUCAAGGUGCAACAAAUGCUCGCCCUCUGCAGUGCGUCCACAGAGACCCCUGCAGCAGGCACCGGCACCGCAGCAGCAGGGGCAGCAGCACCAGCAGGGGCAGCAGCCGCAGGCACCACAGCAGGAGCAGGAUCCGCAGCAGCAGCAGCAGGCAGCUCAGCUGCUGCAGGAGCAGCAGCAGGCAGCAACGCUGGGGCGGCAGCUGGAAAGGCAGGGUUUGGGCAGGGAGCAGCGGUGCUGGGGAUAGCGAUGGUGGCAAUAGCAGAGGAGCUAGGAUCGGACAUGGCCAUUCGCAGCCUGGAGCAUCUGCUGCAGUAUGGGGAUGCUAGUGUGCGUCGCGCGGUGCCUCUCGCCCUCGGCCUGCUCUCCAUCUCCAAUCCACGGAUGGGUGUUAUGGACACACUGGGUCGGCUAACACAUGACAGCGAUGCUGAAGUUGCCAUGGGAGCAACCUUAUCGCUAGGUCUGAUAGGUGCGGGCACCAACAAUGCGCGCAUUGCUGGCAUGCUGCGGAACCUCUCCUCCUACUACUACAAGGACCCCACCGUGCUCUUCUGUGUGCGCAUUGCGCAAGGUCUCGUGCAUCUGGGCAAGGGUCUGCUCACACUCAACCCCUACCACUCCGACCGCUUCCUCUGCUCCAAUGUGGCGCUGGCAGGGCUGGCGGCGCUGCUGCACAGCUGUCUGGACAUCAAGGGCAUCAUCCUGCACCGCUACCACUACGCACUCUAUUACAUUGUGCCCGCCAUGCAGCCGCGCAUGCUGUUGACGGUGGAUGAGGAUCUGAAGCCACUGUCGGUGCCAGUGCGGGUGGGGCAGGCGGUGGACGUGGUGGGGCAGGCAGGGCGCCCCAAGACCAUCACGGGCUUCCAAACGCACACCACGCCUGUGCUGCUCGCUACGGGCGACAGAGCAGAGCUGGCAACAGACAAGUACAUUCCACUCUCCUCUCACUUUGUGCGCCAAGUGGCGGGUCUCAAGCUCAAGGAGGUCCCAAACUUCGUUAAGAGCGUCGCGACGUACGACAACGUUAUGAACGAGUCGACGCGGUUUCUUAAGGAGUACCACCGCAAGUACAUCGUCACCAGCAGCCCCACACCGCUCUUCCAGGUCAUGUCUGGCGUCUUCGUGUUGAGCUACGCCGUCGGAUGGCCUGCGGAGAUCCGUCACAUGAAGCACGCGGAAGCGGCGAAGGAGGGCGGCGGACACCACUGA
Molecule: messenger RNA, 2955 nt
Organism: Closterium sp. NIES-65
Lineage: Eukaryota; Viridiplantae; Streptophyta; Zygnematophyceae; Desmidiales; Closteriaceae
Source: the annotation of a GenBank genome assembly